UGGCACUUCCUCCAUCCUGUCCCCUGUUCCCCUUUGUACAGUUGCAUCUUUCUCCACCUCUCCUGGGGUUUCACAGCCAUUGACUGCAAGGUGUAUAUAAGACCCGGCUAGGAUGUCACCACCACUGAAGUUAGCCAGGACACAGCAUAAAGAGGACACUUAACCCUGACCAGGACGAAUCCUUCUUCUAUUCUCCCGGAGCCUUUGCAGUCAACAGGUGUAAUCGGACAGCCGACAUCUUCUUCUUCCUCCUCCUUUGUCAUCAACAUUCAUCUGACCUCCUCUCCAGCCUGAGACCAUGGACACAGCUGCAAUGGUGACUCUUCUGGCUCUGGUUAUGGCUCUGGCUGGCGUCAGUCAGGCUCUUCACAUCCAAGGCGGUCUGGACAAAAAUGACAUCCUGCCAGGCAGCUCAGAGGAGAACAUGGCCGACCGCCUGCUGGGGCUGGAGAGUGAAAACACAGAUAACAGCAUUGAUGACCGUCUGCUCGCCUCAGUGCUGAGAGCUCUGCUGUUCGGAUCUCCGAGAGAAACCAGAAACUCUGUCCUCCAUCAGCCACAGAGGUUUGGCCGCGGCUCCAGAGGGGAGGUAGUUUCAGAGGAUCAGAUACAUUCCCGCGAUUGGGAGGCUGCCCCCGGUCAGAUCUGGAGUAUGGCUGUGCCCCAGAGAUUUGGCAAAAAAUAGUCUGGCAAGCAGAUCCACACAUCACUGUCCUGGCACAAGGCCGAGCAGCACGGAGAAUGUGGAGAGACUAAAUUUGAAUGAAUAAAUGAGAAUUAUAUUAAAACUCUCCCGUUCUUUUCAGUAUUUUUCCGGCCCAUUAGGCCUUACUUGCCAACCGAUGUUUCAUUGAAGAUGACACAAGCUUCAUUCUACUUUUUUUUCUGAUUUCCAACACCGCAAAGCAUGUUGACUGGUCCCUAUUAAGG
Messenger RNA from Thunnus maccoyii (southern bluefin tuna), 930 nucleotides. RefSeq names its product neuropeptide FF-amide peptide precursor like (gene npffl). The coding region runs from base 299 to 685 and encodes 128 amino acids. The transcript is spliced from 3 exons. The record is from RefSeq and is a predicted model, not a curated record. NCBI's taxonomy places the organism in Eukaryota, Metazoa, Chordata, Actinopteri, Scombriformes, Scombridae. Gene Ontology annotation, molecular function: neuropeptide hormone activity.